AACAUAACCAAUACUUAUUUUCAAUUUUGGAGCUUUCUUCUUUCUCACUUGGGAGUGUCUCAUUUGGUUUGGCAGUGACAACGCACACUUCACAUUUCUUCUAAACAAAAAUGUUACCUCAAACACUAGUUAACCCUGAAUUUCUCUUUCUUACAAUAUUCAUACUCAUUCUAUUGGUUACUAUAUUUCUUCACUCAAAAUUGCAUAAAAAAAAUGGUAGGAAAAAUCCACCAGGUCCAAAACCAUUGCCAAUUAUUGGUCACCUUCACAUGCUAGGUAAACUUCCACAUCGUACCCUUCAAUCCCUUUCACAAAAAUAUGGACCCAUAAUGUCAUUGAAAUUAGGACAAGUCCAAACCAUUGUAGUUUCAUCAUCUCAAAUUGCUGAACUAUUCCUCAAGACCCAUGAUAGUAUUUUCUCUAGUAGACCCAAAACUUUUGCUUCAAGUUAUUUUUCAUAUGGUGGAAAGGGCAUAGUUUUCACUGAAUAUGGGGACUAUUGGCGAAAUAUGAGGAAAUUGUGUAACAUUCAAUUGUUGCAUACUUCAAAAGUUGAAAUGUUUGCUCCUUUGAGGAAGGUAGAAGUUGGAUUGUUGAUUAAGUCAUUAAGAAAAUCAGCAACAUUACAUGAGGUUGUUCAUGUUAGCAAGGUUGUAGCUGAGCUUAUUGAGAAUAUCAAUUACAAAAUGAUAUUGGGUCGAAGCAAAGAUGAUAAGUUCGACUUAAAAGAGCUUGUUCACGAGGAAUUGACAUUGAUUGGAAUGUUUGAUCUGGCUGACUAUCUACCUUGGUUACGUCCGUUUGAUCUUCAGGGAAUAGAAAGACGUUGUAAGAAAGCAUGGAAGCAACUUGAUGAAUUUUUGGAGUACAUAAUAAAAGAGCACGAGAAUCCAUCAAUUGAAGAACAAAAAGGUCAUAACAACAAAGAUUUUGUAGACAUAUUGUUAUCACUCAUGAACCAACCAAUUGAUUUCAAAGACAAAAAAUAUGACAUUGAUAGAACCAACAUCAAGGCUCUUAUAAUGGAUAUGAUUUCAGCAGCAAUAGACACAACAGCUGUUGCAACUAAUUGGGCUCUUUCACUACUUCUAAAGCAUCCUAAUGCAAUGAAGAAACUUCAACAUGAGCUAGAAAAUGUGGUUGGAAUGAAUAGACAAGUGGAAGAGAGUGACUUGGCAAAUUUGCCUUACUUGUCUAUGGUUAUGAAAGAGACCUUAAGGUUGUUUCCUGUUGGACCUUUGGGAGCACCUCAUGUGUGUCUUCAAGAUGUUGUUGUAGAUGGUUAUUACAUAAAGAAAAAUACAACAGUUUUAAUAAAUUUAUGGACAAUAGGGAGAGAUACUAAGGUUUGGUCAGAUAAUGCUGAGAUGUUUUGUCCAGAGAGAUUUAAAGAUAGUAAUGUAGACCUUCGCGGACACAAUUUUCAACUCAUACCAUUUAGUUCAGGUCGAAGAAGUUGUCCCGGAAUGGAAAUGGGAUUAACUAGUUCGAAAUUGGUUGUGGCUCAGCUAAUGCAUUGCUUCGAUUGGGAGCUUCCAUAUGGUAUGUCUCCAGAUAAUUUAGACAUGUCUGAAAAAUUUGAGCUCACAAUUCCGAAAAGUCAACCCUUAUUAGCUGUGCCAACCUUUCGUCUGGUUGCUUAGUCAUAUAUGAAUUCCCUGCAAAUCAAGACUUAAUGAAAUUUUAAAAAGAAUUAAAAUAGUUUGAAGUCAUUUGCAGCAAAAUAAUGGACAUCCAGCAAAAUACUAAGUAAAUCUGAGAAUUAUUGUGGUGAGUGUUUAUUUAUAUGUAAAAUACAAACUUUUGUUUUUUGCUUUAUAAAUAAAGGAAAAAGUAAUGUAAGAUUUGGUUGGGCUUGUUUGUAACAUUUAAAUCAAACAAUAUUGCUUUUCUUCUAUAUAUAGAUUGAAGAUAGACUAUUUUGAAUAUGCCAUUCUUUUGUCACUCUACAAAUUUCUCGCAUGCCAUAUAUAUUUUUACUUAUCAGCUACUUAAGUAGCACGUGAUGUUAGAAAAUAUGGUGGGCGGCAAAAGGAUGUCCCAUUUUGAAUUGCCUAAGAGGUUAAUAUGAGUUUUACAAAUUAUUGAGCUAUUCAUCUGUCUCAAAAUAAGCAUCCUUUAAAAUUGUUUCACAUAGAUCGAGAAAGUCAAUAAAGCAAAAGGAGAAAGCUUAAAGACAUCUAAAUUAUGUUGGCACCUCUUUCCUUACCCCACAAACAAGCUAGCACUGAAAUAAAUUAAAAAGAGAAGAAAAAAAAAUACAAAGAAAAUUUGGGGGGAACCAGACCAAUACCCAAGUGGGAGCUA
Trifolium pratense (red clover) is the source of this 2307-nucleotide messenger RNA. Its product is annotated as cytochrome P450 CYP736A12-like. The transcript has 2 exons. The record is from RefSeq and is a predicted model, not a curated record. The coding region runs from base 111 to 1643 and encodes 510 amino acids. Lineage: Eukaryota; Viridiplantae; Streptophyta; Magnoliopsida; Fabales; Fabaceae. Gene Ontology annotation, molecular function: heme binding; oxidoreductase activity, acting on paired donors, with incorporation or reduction of molecular oxygen; monooxygenase activity.